AUGCGAAGUAUGAAAACUAGGGGCACUUCCAGUUGUACGAAGAGCGGGAAAAAGGAGAUUUCUGAAGAAGGAGGAGGGGAAGUUCAAGUGGCAUUGGGAGAUGUAAUAUAUGUCAAGCUUCCUAGUGGCUCGUGGUGGCCUGGACAGGUUGUUGAUGAAAAUAGUGUUCCUGAGAGGGUUAAACCUAGCAAACGGUCAGCAGGGGAAGUCCUUGUUCGGGUGUAUGGAAGCUAUACAUACUUGUAUGCGGAUCCUGCUAAAUCCCGUUUGGAGUUUGAGGAGAUACUCAAACUUAAUAAUGGUUCCCACCAACAAAUACUUCUGCAAUCUCUUGAAAAGGAUCUUUCUAGCACAAAGUCCUCUAGAUCAAAGGGGUCAUCAUCGGAGAUUGAAGGAACACCGAGACGAAGCAAGCGCCAAAAGCAAAAUGAUGAUGUUCUGGGUAGGCAAAGUCAUGAACCAUCUUCAGCAGGAAUGUCCCAAGAGUUGAGUGCGCCCCGAGGAGGAUAA
This is a messenger RNA of Lotus japonicus, 510 nucleotides long. RefSeq lists its product as uncharacterized. Bases 1 to 510 code for a protein of 169 amino acids. The transcript has a single exon. The record is from RefSeq and is a predicted model, not a curated record. NCBI's taxonomy places the organism in Eukaryota, Viridiplantae, Streptophyta, Magnoliopsida, Fabales, Fabaceae.